Molecule: messenger RNA, 2541 nt
Organism: Grosmannia clavigera kw1407
Lineage: Eukaryota; Fungi; Ascomycota; Sordariomycetes; Ophiostomatales; Ophiostomataceae
Exons: 1
Coding region: 1-2541 (846 amino acids)
Biological process (GO): cell population proliferation; mitotic spindle organization
Cellular component (GO): cytoplasm
Source: RefSeq, a predicted model, not a curated record
AUGGUGGCCAAACCGGCUCGGCCGACAUCGCGCAUCAUGUCUGGCAGCGAGCUGUCGCCGCUGAAGAUUCUGCAAGGGCGGGUGACGGGAUCGGCGGCGAGCAGCAGUCCGGGGUCGCCGGAGGGAACGGCAGAGAGCCACAGAGACGGAUGGGGCAAGUCGUCGGUGGCAUCUGUAGCGUCUGUAUCGUCGGCGACGUCAGCAGCGUCACCAGAGUCAUCGGCAUCACAGUCGGCAGGGGGGCGGGCACAUCGAUCAUCGUCGACGUCGUCGGCCAAGAUGCUGCCGCCACCACUGCCGCUGGGGCGAACACCACGCAAACUCACGUCGCCGGACAAGCGGUUCCCGGUCAAGAUCAGCGUGCCGUCGUCUGCGGCGACAUCGGGCUCGGCGGCGGGGACGCCGGUGACCACAGCAUCGCCACAGCAGCAGGCGCAGCCGCUGCACGGACAGCGGCUGAGUCUGGACGAGGCAAUCGAGCUGAACGAGGGCUUGAAGCAGGCGAUUGAAAUAUUCGAUGAUGACGGAAGCGGGGCGGACGAGCUGUUUGACGACGUCGGCGACAUGGUGGAAGGACACACAGCGGCCGAAGAAGGGACGGGUGCAGACGACACGAUGACGAGCACGUUCAGCACGUUUUCGGCAGUGGGAAACGUGGCUCAGACGCAGAGCAAGGCGAGCCGAAAUGACAGCUACGACAGCAACGGCAGUUAUGGAAGCUACGGUAGUUGCGGCAGCAGCGGCGGUGGUGGCAGUCCGAACCGAACGACGGCAAACGGAAGUCUGUCGCCGAUGCGGACGCCUCGAGCCAGCGGCCCCAAUGCGGUUCCAUCUCGAACGGCACACUAUGAGUCGGGUUCCACGACGACGAGCCUGCUGAUGGACUUUACGGAGCAGAUGCGACAUGCACAGUACAGCCACCAGGGCCACAGUCAUGGGCAGGUGACUUCGACGCCGCACCGGAAGAGUCUGGUCAACCUGCUGGACUUUGAGAUGCCGCCGCUGCCGACACCUCGCAGCAUUCCUUCGGUGACGCCACGGGAGCUGGAGGGUCUCAAGUCGAAAUUUCUGUCGGAGAUCAGCGGACUGAAGGCGACGCUGAGCGGCAAGGAGGCCGAAGUGCUGGCGCUGAAGACGGCAGUGGGCGAUGCGGAGAAGCGGGUGGGCGAGAGCAUGGAGCAGCUGCGCGAGGAGCAGCUGCUGCGGCAACAGAACGGCGAGGAGAAGGACAUGUGGGAGCGACGAGGACGGGAGAUGGAGGAAGUGCUGCGCAAGGUGAAGGCGGAGAUUGUGAUGGGACAACGGGAGCGGGAAGAGCUGGAGGCCAAGGUGGACGAGUCGGAGAAGCGACGAGAGGCAGCAGAGAUGAUGGCACAGGAGGCGGAAACGAAGAUGGCAGUGAUGCGGGCAGGCCGAGCGACAGCGGAGAACGAGAGCCACAAGACGCGGAGUCCGGGCGGCAACGGAGGCGGAUCGUCGGGAGGGACGGCGUCGUCAUCGCAGCGCGAGGUGGAAAUCGCGGUGGAGCGAGUAGCCCGCGAGCUUCAUGCGGCCUACAAGGCGAAACACGAGAACAAGGUGGCAGCGCUGAAGAAAAGCUACGAGGCGCGAUGGGAGAAGCGAGUGCGGGAGGUGGAGACAGCGGCCGAGGCGCUGGCACGCGAGAACGAGACGCUGCGGAUGGGCCGAGAUGCACGGAUGUCGCGACUGGAACCGGGUGAAGAAGAGCGGCGACAGAAGGAAGAGGAAGAGCAGCGACGACGACAGCGAGAGGCACGUGAUGCGGCACAGAUCAAGGAGCUGGGUGCCGAAGUCGACAAGCUGGAGGCGGUGGUACGGACGGUCAAGGCGGACAACGCGGAACUGCGGACGCUGCUGGAACAGGAGCGGAUUGAGAAGGGCGAGCUGGUGAUGCUGGCCGAAGAGAUGAUGUCGAUGCAGCAGCAGAGUUUUGUUGGGGCGAGUCCGAGUGGGAAUGGGAGUGUGAGUGCGGGUGCGGGUGGGAAUGCCAGCGCGAGUGCCAGUGUGAGUGCCAGUGCGAGCAUGACGCGCAGUAUGAGUCCGGUUGUGCGGGAGAGCCAGCCACGGAUCGCUCCGAGGACGCCGACGACGACGAGGACGGUGACCCGGACAGCAGCUCCGGGCUCGAGCUCGGUUGCACGCAGUCGGAGCACGAGGCAACAGCCACAGCACCAGCCACAGCACCAGCCACAGCGAGAAGACCGACCGGACCGUCACGACCGUCCGGGCAGCCUCGGCAGCCUCGGCAUGACGACGCCCAAGCAGGCGCGGCCGCUGAGCAUGCAUGGAACCGGACGGGUGUCAGGGUUGAAGCCACCGAGCAGCUCGUCGAUCGCGACGGGGGGCGGCGUGGCCAGCCGGAUCGGCCGGAUCGGCCAUGACCGCAAGCAGAGCGGAGCGGCAACACCGGGUGCUGUCGGAGGGCUUCCGCGGCCGGGCAGCGGCAUGAGCGUGCGCAGCAACGGCGGACUGCUGAGCUCGAUCGAGAAGAUGGGCGGUUAUCGGGGACGGGUGGAGUAG